AUGGCUCUAUUGGAUUUUCUCUUCCUCCAACAUCCCGUCUUAGUCACGGUGAUGGGCUUGGUGGUCGCGCUGGUCGUAUCAUCUGCUCGAGCGAGAAGUCUGAAAGAUUAUCCGGAUUUGCCGUGGGUAGGGAGGACAUCGAAUAAAUUUGGUGCGACGACGUAUGCGAAUUGGAUGAGUGCUUCGCAUACGCGUGAGUGGUUGACGGAGGGGUAUAAUAAGUACACCAAACACAACAAAUCCUUCCUCAUGCCCUCCAUCACGGGCAAACCCCAAAUCAUCAUCCCCAACUCCCGCCUCACCCUCUACAACGACCAACCCGAAACCAUCCUAAGUGCCUGGAAAGCACACUAUGAUUCUCUCGCGUGCAAAUACACCUUUACAGACCCCGAACUCGUCAAAAUCCGAUUCCACGAACACGUUCUCGUUACGAAUUUACCACGCAAACUUCAAGACAUUUUACCGACGAGUUUUGAUGAACUUCGCGUGACGAUGGAUGAACUUCUGGGAAGUGAAGUGACGAGCGAGUGGAAAGAGGUGAAUGUUCUCGCGAUGAUGACGACGAUUGCUUGUCGGGUCAGUAAUCGGACUUUGAUCGGUUUGCCUCUGUGUCGAGAUUCUCGACUUUUGGGGCAUAUGGUUUCGUUUGCGGAAGAUUGUAUUCGGUGCAUUAUUGCGAAUACGUUCCUUCCGGCGCUGUUGGAACCGGUGAUGAAUAUUGUUGCUUUGCCGAAUUGGUAUCAUUAUUUGCAGGUUCGUCGGGUGAUGAAACCUGUUAUUGAACAACGUCUUGCAGACAUUCUUGAAGAAGAAAAACAAGACUCUUCUUCUCAUCAUGAAGCCGACGACGAAAAACAGCAACCAUCCAAAAACAAACAUCAGAGAAAAGUCAUUCCAGACGACUACAUCACCUGGCACAUCCGCACCGCAUUAACAGAAAAUAAACCUUGGGCUCUAGACAUUUCCUGGACAGUACGAUGUCUUCUCGCUCUCGAAUUCGCCACCAUUCACACGACACUCAUCACAGGCAGUAAUGCCCUCUUGGACAUUUUCUCCUCUUCCUCUUCCUCCUCCUCUUCCUCCUCCUCCUCCUCCAACCCCCCCACCCCAACAACAAUCCAAUCCCACCUCCGCUCCGAAGCCUCAAAAAUCUUCCCCCCCUCCCAAACCACAACCCCUCCUCAACCCCCCACCAAACCCCUCCUAAACACCCUCCUCCUAACCGACUCCAUCCUCCGCGAAAGCAUGCGCAAAGGAAAUUUCUCCUCCCUCACAACCCGCCAAGUCAUCCACCCCUCGGGGUUUUUCGAUCCCAUAGAAAAUUUCUCUGUACCAAUGGGAGCGACGAUAGGAAUAUGUUCGUGGAAUCGUCAUCAUGAUGCCGAAGUGUUUCCGGAUCCGGAGAAAUUUGAUGCGUGGAGGUUUGCGAGGCCGAGGGAGGAGUUUGAGCGAAGGAGGGGGGAGAGGAGGAUGCAGAGAGAAUUGGAGGGGAAAAAAGAGGGGGAGGAUGAGAAGAGAAGGGAAGAAGAGGAAAAAGAGGAGAGAGAAGAAUGGCUUCGAUUGCAAAAUCUGAGCAUGACGAGUGUGGGAAAGGAUAAUUUGAGCUUUGGGAUGGGACGACAUAGUUGUCCUGGGAGAUUUUUCGCGCAGCAGGAAUUGAAAUUGUUGAUUUCAUAUCUGGUCAUGUACUACGAAGUGGAAGAAUUGCCCGAAAGACCGGCGAAUCGAGAAAUGGGAGGAACGGGGAUGCCACCUGCGACGGCGACGCUUCGAACAGUUCUCACUUCCUCUCUUCCCUUCCUUACAAUAAUCCUCUUCCCCCUUCCCACCAUGAAAUACUCCCAUCCUACCCCUCCUCUCUCCAUCCCCAACUUCCCCAACUUAUCCACCAACUACCUCUACCGCGCCGACCCAUCUCGCUCCUCUUCCGAUCCCGCGGUGGCUGGCGGCGGCGGCGGGGGCGGCGGUGGUAGUACUCCAUCCCCUCGCAAUGGUCUUGGUAUCGUUGUCCCCGUAUUCGUUCCGAGAUAAUUUCCCCCUGGUUGAGUAAUAAGAUCACUGACUCUUCGGGUCCGCCGUCUGGGAUCUCGGGGAGCAGCCCCCGGAAACGGAAUCCCCAAUUGUCGAGCCAGAUUCUCAGCACGGCUGCGUGGGCGCCGCCUUCCCCUUGAACCAGAGGAAGCACCCACUUCUUCUCUUUGCCCGUCGUUAAAUCCCCCCAACCGGGAAAAUGUCUGAUCAGCCCGAGCCAUAUCGUCCUGGGAAACCAUCCGGCGUGGAGGACCUUCUUCUCCUCCUUCAUUCCAAUGCAAUGGCACCUCCGCUAGAGCUACUGGCGCAGAUCGCGAAGAACGUGGCGUUUGACUAAUCAUCAACAUGAUCGUCU
Messenger RNA from Sphaerulina musiva SO2202, 2386 nucleotides. RefSeq names its product cytochrome P450. Bases 1 to 2031 code for a protein of 676 amino acids. The transcript has 3 exons. Gene Ontology annotation, molecular function: heme binding; oxidoreductase activity, acting on paired donors, with incorporation or reduction of molecular oxygen; monooxygenase activity. NCBI's taxonomy places the organism in Eukaryota, Fungi, Ascomycota, Dothideomycetes, Mycosphaerellales, Mycosphaerellaceae. The record is from RefSeq and is a predicted model, not a curated record.